Molecule: messenger RNA, 891 nt
Organism: Guillardia theta CCMP2712
Lineage: Eukaryota; Cryptophyceae; Pyrenomonadales; Geminigeraceae
Exons: 3
Coding region: 1-891 (296 amino acids)
Biological process (GO): protein phosphorylation
Molecular function (GO): ATP binding; protein kinase activity
Source: RefSeq, a predicted model, not a curated record
AUGGGUUGCGGGGCUUCAGCUUUGUCGGUGCUGGACCAUGCGAUCGGAUACCACAAGGUCACUGGAGAAUCGUUUGCUGUGAAGAUCCUUGAGCAAGAUCAUCCCGAGUUCAACAAGAACGACCUCAAGAAAGAGACCGAGAUGAUGAGGAUGGUGAAGCACCAGGGAUGCAUCCAACUCUUCGACGUCUUCGAGAACGAGAAGCACGUCUUCAUUGUUCUAGAGCUCGCUUCUGGAGGAGAGCUCUUCGAUCGCGUCAUUGAAAACGGCACCUUCAGUGAGAGGGAUGCAACUCUGCUCAUCAGCCAGGUGCUGGAAGCUGUGGCAUACCUGCACAGCCUCGGCAUCUGCCAUCGCGACUUGAAGCCCGAGAACGUCUUGAUGAAGUCCGACGAUCCAGCAAGCACGGACUACAACGUCGUCAAGCUCGCUGACUUUGGUCUCAGUACGUUGGGGACGUACCAGAACUCCAUGCACACAGCCUGCGGCACGCCCGAGUACGUGGCGCCUGAGAUCGUGAUGAGCAUCGGGGCGGACAAGCUCCCGAAGAAGUACUCUGCCAAGGUGGACAUCUGGGCGAUAGGAGUGAUCCUGUACGUCAUGCUGUGCGGCUUUCAGCCCUUCCAACUGGACAACCAGAAAGCCAUGUACGAUGCGAUCCUAGGGGGACAGUACGGGUUUCCUUCGCCUGAGUGGGACCCGAUUAGCCAGGAGGCCAAGAACUUCAUUUCCUUCGUCUUGCAGGUGAAUCCAAAGACCCGCCCGACAGCCCAGCAGUGCCUCAGGCAUCGCUGGAUCCUCGAGAUGGGAAUGGGACGUACGGAGAGUCUCAACCUCUCCAAGAGCUGCUGUGUCACAAGACUUCAAAGGAAUCAAAGGCUGCAUGGAUAA